AUGCCGUUCCAAACCAAAGAAGCCUUCUAUCCAAUCGUUCAGUCUGUAAUAAUAAACCUUUUGAACAUUGCUGCAUUUGAUGGGCGCUUCUGCCUGGCGGGUUUUCUCAUCGAACCUUUCAACCUUCAAUCUAGGUCUAAUUCUUCACUGUCCCUCGGCAACUUCUCCUGCAUCUUGAAACUUGUUCGACCUGCUCAAGUCGUUUUCCAAUAA
This is a messenger RNA of Pyricularia grisea, 213 nucleotides long. RefSeq lists its product as uncharacterized. The transcript has 2 exons. Bases 1 to 213 code for a protein of 70 amino acids. The record is from RefSeq and is a predicted model, not a curated record. Lineage: Eukaryota; Fungi; Ascomycota; Sordariomycetes; Magnaporthales; Pyriculariaceae.